GACAGAAGGGCGUGAACGAUGAUACAUAUUCCUUGAGUGAUAAAUUAAGAGAGGGUAAGAGCCAGGGAGAUAGACGGCUCAGCGGGCAAAGUGCUGUUCAGUCGCGGCAACCGCGCGAUAAAAGGGGAGAAAACCCACUCACCGCAAGUUUCCUAACUGCACACCCGCGCCCUCGCAAAUAUUUUUUUUUUAAUUAAACGCAGGCUGGACAUGGUGGCGCACGCCUUUAAUCCCAGCACUCUGGGGGCAGAGAUAGGUGGGUCACUGUGGGAUCGAGGCCAGCCUGGUCUAUAGCGAGUUCCAAGGCAGCCGGAGCUCACAAAAAGAGCAUAAACCCCAGUUCUGAGUGGUGGUCACGCAACCAGACAUUGCCCUGGAGUUCCCGCAGUGAACAAACAGGUGACCACCGACCCUUCUGGUGGGCUAGGCUGGAGGCGAUUCAUCACUUCUGGCUGCUGAGGGCGUGGACACACGCAUUCGCAUGAAGGGCCGCCUUCGAGCCGGAACUUUGGUGCCUAGGUGCGACGGAGCAUCGGACCAGUGGGGCUUGCACAACCGGAAAUGGCUAUGGGUCCGAAGCUUCCGGAACCCACUACGGUGGUUGCUAAGUCGGGGAGCAGCGGGAUGGAGGCCGCAGCGGUGGCGAGGAAGCCGGACGAAGACUGUACAGAGCCCAAACCUUCACACUGGGGGGAGCUGAGCUGGACUCCCGUCCCCUCCAGAUCCCAGGACAAGGACGAGAAGGCAGCACAGAGCACACCAAAGGUCCCAGAUGGUGAUGUCUCCAGGACUGAGAGUCCGGCAGUGAGUGCCAUGUUACGUGCCAUCGCUGCCAGCCACUUGCCUGUAUGCAGCCAACAGCAGGGUGAGCCUGACCUGACUGAGCAUGAGAAGGUGGCCAUCCUCGGCCAGCUGUAUCAUGAGAAGCCACUGGUGUUCCUAGAACGCUUCCGCACUGGCCUCCGAGAGGAGCACCUGGUCUGUUUCGGCCACCUGCGUGGAGACCACCGUGCGGACUUCUACUGUGCCGAGGUGGCGCGGCAGGGCACUGCCAGGCCCCGCACCUUGCGUACCCGCCUCCGCAACCGACGCUAUGCUGCCCUAAGGGAGCUCAUCCAAGGGGGUGAAUACUUCAGUGAUGAGCAGAUGCGGUUCCGGGCUCCCCUGCUGUAUGAGCAGUACAUCGGACAGUACCUCACCCAGGAGGAGCUCAGUGCCCGUACCCCAGCACCCCAACCCCCGAGACCUGGGUCCCCUAGCACGCCUGCCUGCCCACUGUCUGACCUGCUGCUCCAGUCCUAUCAGGAACGAGAGCUGCAGCAACGGCUGCUCCAGCAGCAAGAGGAGGAGGAGGCCUGCUUAGAGGAAGAAGAGGAGGAGGAAGACGGUAAUGAGCAAGACCAGAAGUCAGACAGCAACUCAGAGACCUGGGUGCCCGACUCAGAGGAGAGGCUGAUCCUGCGGGAGGAGUUCACCAGCCGCAUGCACCAGCGCUUCCUGGACGGCAAGGACGGGGACUUUGACUACAGCACCGUGGACGACAACCCUGACUUCGAUAACCUGGACAUUGUGGCACGAGAUGAGGAGGAGAGGUACUUCGACGAAGAGGAGCCCGAGGAUGCACCCAGCCCAGAGCUAGAUGGAGACUGAUGGCCGCCACCCUUCCAGCUAUCCAUACACCCCGCCCAGCCUCCAAAGGCAGCUGAUUUCAGGCCAGCUCAGUGACUCAGGACAUCAGGGCAGCCCCCUUGGGCCCGGUUCCACCUCAGACAAUGCCCCCACCUCUGUUUCUGAAGUUCCCUACCCAUCUCCCUGGAGACACUGUUGCCUUCUCUCUUCAUAUCCCCUACCCCUCUCUCUCUUUGAGGCAGGAUCUUGCUAUGUAGCCCAGGCUGGCCUAAAACUCAAGUUAGUCCUCCUGCCUCAGCCUCCCAAGUGCUAUGAUCACAGGUGUGAGUCACCACACCUGGCUUACCUGUCUUUUCUUACUGUCACCUCCCCCCACCCUCCAUGUCACUGACUUUCUGGAAGGCCUUCCAGGUCUCUGACUUCCGUGUGUACCCUCGUCUUCCUCUCUGUGCCAUGAGCUCUGUCCACAAGGACCCUGGAUGAACAUGUCCUUUACUGAGGCCAGCAGGGCCAAUGAUGGCUGGAGCUGUCACAUGGAUUCCUAUACCCAGUCCAGGCCACACCUGGGCCCCAGCACAGCUCUGGUGACUCCAGCUCUGACUGCUGCAGUCCUGUGCUGGGUACCUCCCUGCCUUCACUAAGGUUCCAUCACUCCUCUGCCCCCCUCUAGGCCUUCUCAUUCCUUCUGCCUAGACAUUGCCAUUCUCUCCAGGCCUCCUUGCUGCCCGUCCCUGUCUCAGCCAUUAUCUCUGGGGUGUCAGUCUCCCUUACCCCAGUCCUGACAGUUCUGUGCAGAACCCUGGCUGUCCAGCAGUGAGACCUGGAGGGGUGGUGGGGGGCAGGUAAUAAGGUAGCCACCAGCUCCUGCUGCUCCCUUUGGACCCUGGCUGGGAGUACUGACACAGGCAGAGCUGGGGACCACGCAACCAACUUGAGUGGGAGGAGGGACUUGAAGAGGGGGACUCUCCCCUCCCAGCCCCUCUGCCCCCUCCUCCUCCCAGCCACAUUUUCCUUUUCUUCACUUCCUCCACCUCCCUCUCCUCCUGUUUACACUCCCCAAAUACGCACAGGCUGUUAUCAUGGGUCCUGAGUCAUCCCACACACAGCCUGCCGGGCCCCUGCCCCCAGCCAGCCACAGGCCCGCCCCACAGAGCCCCCUGCCGCCCUGGGCUAAUGGGAGCCAGAUGGCCGUCUGUGACUCAGCUGUGGCCUGUGGGAACCCAGGCGUCCUACCUUCCCAUGCCCCACACCCAGCCCCUGUGGCCCCAGCAGACAGAAGCGACUGACUACUGUGAGGAUGGGGGCCAGUAUGUCUGGGCCCGGGACCCUCGCUGCUGUGAGAUGUAGAAUGGUGGCAUCCUGUCCUGGCCAUACCUGAAGAAUCCUCAAAACUGCUUUGUAGAGCCAAGGUCCUGACGUCUGGGUCAACUAAAAUCACCCAGACAGCUGCUGGAAAUCGAGGGUGUUCACGUGGAGAGAGAUACUGAAAGUUCUUGCUUGGCAGCAGCUCAUCCCCUACCAGGCCUGCGGAAGGCCACCACACCUCCAGACAGCCCUGGAACCAGACAGCUGUGAUUCCUUUGUCACACAUGAUGAAGGGGUCCAGGAUGGCCACGUACCUCCUUGAGACCACCUGGCCCCCCAGGCAGAGCCAAGACUGGAUCACACAACCUAGACACCACUUGGUCAGCCUGCCAGCAUUUGGGCCACCUGAGCUAGAUGGAGGUGCAGAUACGCAGAUGGAAUUCUUGACAGCAGCCUCCAGAAGAGACGUGCCGUGGGGGUCGACCAGCAGGCAACUGAGUCACCUCUGGAUGUGAAUGGUGCUCCAUCCCCGAGCUGUCAUAGUAUACCUGUGCUAUGUGCUGCCUAUUGUAUCCGCCCCCCUAAGGACAGCAGUGAGGCCCAGUGUCCCCACUGGGGUCAUACCACUCAAAAGGACAGGAGUGCUCUUUCAGGGGGUUAUGUUGGCCUAGGGAUUUACGGUUGACCAGUCUGUCUGACCAUUAAAUUUGUUUAGU
Messenger RNA from Nannospalax galili (Upper Galilee mountains blind mole rat), 3650 nucleotides. RefSeq names its product coiled-coil domain containing 97 (gene Ccdc97). The transcript is spliced from 5 exons. The coding region runs from base 562 to 1650 and encodes 362 amino acids. NCBI's taxonomy places the organism in Eukaryota, Metazoa, Chordata, Mammalia, Rodentia, Spalacidae. The record is from RefSeq and is a predicted model, not a curated record.